Messenger RNA from Colletotrichum spaethianum, 972 nucleotides. Its product is annotated as protein ATP11, mitochondrial. Gene Ontology annotation, biological process: mitochondrial proton-transporting ATP synthase complex assembly. Bases 1 to 972 code for a protein of 323 amino acids. Gene Ontology annotation, cellular component: mitochondrion. The record is from RefSeq and is a predicted model, not a curated record. Lineage: Eukaryota; Fungi; Ascomycota; Sordariomycetes; Glomerellales; Glomerellaceae. The transcript has a single exon.
AUGGCGUCCUGCCGCAUCCCUGCCCUCCGGCACAUCGUCACCUCCUCGGCGCGCGCCUUCCGCGCCUCGAACCAGCGCCGCUGGGCCCAAGUCCACGACGUACGCUUCCUCGCCACGACCCAACAGCCCCGAACCGUCGUCGAGAAGUACCGCGCCAAGCUCGAACAGAAGGCGCGCCAGGAGGGCGUUUCCAACAUCGACGAGCUCAAGGCCGCCUACGCGGACAAGAUCCAGGAGCAGAAGAAGAAGGACGCCAUCUCGGUUCCCGGGCUGGACAGCCUCCUCAACGACGAGCCCGCGCCCACAGCGAUACCAACAACAGCAACCAGCGCAUCUGAGGGCGCCCCGGUCGCGAACGCCUCCCAGCAGAAACAACCCCCGAUCCCCGGCUCCUCGGGCAACGGCAUCAAGUCCCUCGACGAGAUCCUCGACCUCCCCAAGGUGCGCGAGCUGCCCGACAAGGAGCUCACGGCGAUCUGGCGCCUGCGCCACGCCUCCGACCCGACAUCUCUCUGCGCCGUAAUCCCGGCCCCGGCAUAUCGCACGAUGGAGGCCCUCGCGAAGCAGAACCCGCAGUUCAUCCUGCCGGUGCCGCACGAGGAGCAGGGCGCCGAGAUCCACUUCCUGCAGUGGGUGUUCGACAAGGCCUCGCGGACGGCGACGGUCAUGUUCACGCAGCUGGCCGAGUUCAAGGCGCGCGGCGAGUUCGCGCAGCCGCACACGACCAUCACCCACCACACGGACCUGGCGGACGACAGGGGCGUGGUGCUGAUGCAGGGCAAGUGUCUGGAGGACCGGGGCGUCAAGACGGCGCACGCGCAGUGGCUGGUCAUGUGCCUGCAGAGGUUCUACGGCGAGGCGGAGGGUAAGGAGAGGGCGGCGGAGAGGCAGAAGUUGCUGGAGUGGUUCCGUACCGGCGAUGAGAGGUUCAGCGUUGAGAAGCUGAUGGAGGAGGCUGAGCGCAUCGGUUGA